CUCCUUUUCUCCGCUCCGUGACAUCAAGUCGUGACGGCAGUGGAGGUGCUUUCAGCCAUGGUAGUCUAGCCACUGCAUGAGUGAAAUCUGUUUAUGAUGAAUGGACCAGCAGUAACUGUUAAUGGGUUGUCUGAACAUAAUGGCUCUGAAGGUGAACCAGUCUGGGAGAGAUUAUGGUCUUUGGAAGAAAUCCGAAGAACUAGUGGGAACUGGUCUUUGGCUGCUGAUGCUGGGCUACUACUCUUUCUACAAGAUUUCUCCCAACAAAUUAUUUCUAAAACACAUGAGAUUGAGAAACAGUUGGAUGGUUUGAUCCGCGAAACCAAAACUACAGACUGUCGUUUGCAUAAUGUCUUCAAUGAUUUUCUUAUGCUGUCCAAUACUCAAUUUAUUGAAAACAGAGUCUACGAUGAAGAACUCGAAGAUCCUGUGUCAAAACCAGAAACUGGUGAAAAAAAUGAACAGGAAAAAACAAGAGAACAGAAAGAAGCUGAGCUGAUACCUAAAGUACAAGAAGCUGUAAAUCAUGGGUUACGUGUUCUGGAGUCUGCUUUUGAGCAAUUGGAUAUUAAAGCAGGAAAUUCUGAUUCAGAAGAAGAGGAGGUUAAUGAAAGGGUUGAACUCAUAUUGGAACCAAAGGAUCUCUACAUCGAUCGACCAUUGCCAUGUUUAAUUGGCUCCAAGCAGUUCAUGGAGCAAGAUGAUGUUGGUCUUGGAGAUCUUUCAACUGAUGAGGAAUCCAUAGACAGUGACAGAGGCAGUAUCAUUGACACUGAAGAUGACCAUGAUGAACUAUCAGAAGAUGACUCAGAAUAUCAAAAGGAAGAUGAAGAAAAAAGUAAACAGAUGCACUCAAGUGAGGAUGAAGAUUACAAAGAUGACAAUGAUUCGGAUCUGUUUGGUGACUCAGAAAAGGAGGAGGAUGGUGGAGAUGAAGAAGAUACAAGAACCAGAAAAAGAGGAUCAGCAUCAACAUUUGCAGAUGAGUUGGCAGCCCGCAUAAAAGGAGAGACACUUAAAGUAGAUGCAGAACGGACAUCAUUAUCAUCAGUGGAAGCUGCAACAAAGAAAAGAGCAAAAGAGAAGAAGGAAACUAGAAAACAGCAAUCAGAAGAUAACAGUGAUGACCUCUUCAGACCUUCAGAGACGGAAAAUGAAGACUUCUCUAUUUUUAGUGGCACAGGUGGCCUGUUCAGUGGAAAGAAAGGACUAUUUGAUGAUGAGGAAGAGGGGGAUCUUUUUGCUGAUGCACCAAAGGAAGAACCACAAAAAGAACCAGUGGCUGAAACACACCCCAAUAAAGAACAUCUAGUGACCAAAUCUGCAAAAAAAGUACCUGUUGGAGCUGUCAGCAUUUUCCCAGCUGCAGGUGACAAUCUGUUUAACCCAAGUGUGCAAGAGUCAGAUGAAGAUAAAGCAACAGACAAGAAACCAAAUGAAGUCAAACCUUCAGCUAUAAAACAGUCUGUCACCGGAGGCCUCUUUGAUGAUGACGACGACUAUUUAUUUACUGGAUCAAAUAUGAAAAAAUCUAAUUCAGCUCCUGAAAAAUCGAAGUCAAAGCCUGCCAGUGAUCUUUUUGUUGAAGAUGAUGAUGAUUUAUUCAAAGAAAAGGUAAAUUCUGACACGUCAGCUGCAAUACACAAACAAGCUGGAAAGAAAGACGGACCAUUUGCUACGAAAAAGGAUGUUAAGCACUCAGUAGAGGUAUCAGAGUCUGCACCAAAGCCAUCUGAAAAGUCUCAGCACACCAGCCUGUUCUCAGAUGAAGAAGAUUCACAGGACUUUUUCUCUUCAAGUCAAACUAUGAACAAAGGCCAGUCAAAGCCUUCAACUUUACCUCAGAGUAAAUCAACAACAUUGUCACUUUUCAGUGAUGAGGAGGAGGAUAACCUCUUUGUUUCUGCACCUGUAAAGAUACAAACAGCAUCUUCAGUAAAGAAACAACAAGAACCUCUGAAAUCAGCUCCACAACCAAGUAAACCUAAAAUCGCGACAUUAUUCAGCAGUGAUGAUGAGGACCACUGGGAGAGCACAAAGAAGGGCAUAAAUGUUCCUAAAGAUGACAAAGAUGAUGAUCCUACAAAACGUAAAAGCGUAGCAGCUAAAGACAACUCACUUCAAAAGAAAGCAAGUUCAAGCCUCUUUGAUGCUGAAGAAGAUUUGUUCGAUGCAACUAAAAAGGACAGUCAUACAAAACCCAAGAAGGUGUCCUUGUUGUUUGAAGAUGAAAAUGAAGACUCGUCCCUUUUUGGCUCGAAGAUUGCAACUAGCAAAUCUGUUCCUGAAAUUGCACCAAAGCCAUCUCCUAAACCUAAGAUACCUUCUUUAUUUGAUGAAGAUGAAAAUGAGGCUGUCUUUGAGAAAACUACAGAAAAUAAAGCAACAGGGGACCCAGAAAAGAAGAAGAAGCCUGCUGGAGCAGUUAGCCUUUUUGGAGGAAUUGAUGUGUUGAAAGUGCAGAAGAAAGAAGUUGCUGAGCCUAGCAAAAGUACUACAGUAGAACUAGAAGAGGAAGAUCCAUUCAAAGAUUCUCCUCCACCGUUAGAAAAGACAGUAAAACCACUCCCGGUGCCAAGCUUGUUUGAUGAUGAGAAUGAUGAUGAAGAGGAGGAAAAAAUUGCCAUUUCUAAAGUCAAAACUGUUCAACAUCAAAGCACUUCUCAGGUUGGACAUAGUGAGAAAAUGACUCCUGAAUUAGAUGACGAUGAAGAUCCUUUCAAGGCAACACCACCACCAUUUCAGAAAAAAACAAAGCCAGAAAAUCUGCCAAGCUUGUUUGAUGAGGAGGAAGAAGAAGAAGAGGGGAAGGAUGAAAGAGAAAUCAUUGUGUCUGUAGUCAAGACUCCAUUAAAUCAAGACAUUUCUAAGUCAGCCGAAGAGAACACCCGCAGUAAGAGUACCAGGGUUUUUCAAGAUGAGGAACUUCUUUUCAGUCAGAAACAACAGAAGGAUAAUGAUCCAGAAGUUGAUCUGUUUGCUGCUACAAAGAAACCUUUGCCAGGAAAACCAAGCUUUUCAAAAGUUCCUCCUGGUCCUAGUUUGUUUGUUGGUGAUGAGGAAGAAGAGGAUCUUUUUACAACAGUUAAGCCAAAGCAAUCUCCAAAGUCCAUCGAGCCAGUCCCUUUUAAAAAUAAAGAGCCUUCUUCAAGGAUUGGAAAACUACAAGCUACUUUGGUGAUUAACCCUGCAAGCCUCUUGCCAGGCAGUGCCCCUAGAAUUCCAGGAGCAGCAGCUGUCAUGCCAGGAGCAAGCCUACCUUCAUCGCGAACUUAUGAUGUUGAAACUAGUGUUGUCAGAUCUUCCAUUAUCAAAGAAGAUGGUGUUAGCUUUGAUCUUCCGGCACAAGCAGAUACUUUGCAUAGUGCAGUUAAGAGUCGUGUAAAAGUUACUGGCAAACGAAGACCCCGUUCAAGAGCUGCAAGGCAAUUAGCAGCACAGCUUUCUAGUGAAACAGAGGAGUUUAACUAUAAAGAAGUCCAGGAUUCAGUGUACGCAAGUGUAGUGACUGACACACAACAGCAUCAGCCUACUGAGUUAACUGUGGCUUCUGGAAGAAAGCAAAGACUUGAAGAAAACCCUACAUCUGCAUCAGCUAAUCCUCUAACUGGUGAAAGCAAAGACAUAUCUUCAGCAGAACCUAAGACUAUGGGCAGUUCAUUUGAUAUCUUUCACUCAGAUGUUAUUUUUCCCAGUGUGCCACCAACUCAGAUAGAUUCCAAGCCAAAGGAAAAUAGCUUCAAGGAGGUGGCCAGCAAGACAGUGAAAAUUCAUGAAAAGGACCCUAGCUUUUCUGUGUUUGAUCACUCAAGUGGUGGUGAUCUCUUCCAUUCUGUGAAACAGAAGACUAAAAAACUAAAACCAACUUCUUUCCUAGAAGAUGAAGAUGAUGAUGACUUGUUUGGCACUAAAAAGACUGCACCUGUAAAGAAAGAUUCCAGACCUGCAGUGCAUAAGGAAUCAAAACGUCAAGCAAAUGAUAUAUUUGAGGAUGACAUUUUUGCAAGUGAAACUGCAAAACCAGCUAAAAAGACUCAAGAAAAAACAUUGGCCUCCAGUCUGUUUGAUGAAGAUGUUGAUAUUUUUGCUGAUGUAACAGUGAAACCAAAAGAAAAGAAGACAAAGAAAAAAACAGAAACAAAGUCUAUUUUUGAUGAUGAUAUGGAUGACAUCUUUUCAACCAACAGUAAAACCAAAACAACUAAGCCCAAGUCAAAAUCAGGAAAGAAGGCACCUGAUAUUACAGCAGAUGUCAAGACUUCCAGUAUAUUUGAUGAUCCUUUGAAUGUCUUGGGAGGCAAUUAAAAUAUUUUUCCAGUCAUUGCUAACUACUCAUCAUUCUUGUUUAGUAAUGUAUUUCCAUAUUCUAUUAUUUCUGUACAAUAGAUACCAUUUUUGUUUAUACUGAUUACAUUAAUACAAAGGAAUGAUGUGUAGAAUACUUUCUGACAUUCCAUAUGGGUGGUCCUUUGACGCACUACCUGCUGGGUUCUUCACUUAAAGUACAACUGUAUAUAAUAUUAUAACUCUUGGUUUACCAUCCACAUUUCUGAGAACCCAGACAUCUUUGCCACUUAACUGUCAUAUGUAACAUUUUUUUUUCGAUUAAAUGUGCAUAAAAAAUUAUGUUUUAAAAAGAAUUCUUUAAGAUGAGCUAGCCGUUUGUCAUAGUGUUGACAAUACUGAAUGUUUUGUGUUUAGGCUGUGUAUUGACAUGUUUCUAAUGCUUAAAACAUUAAGUUAAUAUUUUUUGUAGAGAGCAGAAGAGAAUUCCUGGUGGAAUGAUUUUGUCAAUCUGCCAUUUAUUCUUAACUUCUAUAUAGUAAAUCAGUUUUCACAUCGUC
Protopterus annectens (West African lungfish) is the source of this 4844-nucleotide messenger RNA. Its product is annotated as WASH complex subunit 2A-like. The transcript has 31 exons. Gene Ontology annotation, cellular component: early endosome; WASH complex. The record is from RefSeq and is a predicted model, not a curated record. Gene Ontology annotation, biological process: protein localization to endosome; retrograde transport, endosome to Golgi. Lineage: Eukaryota; Metazoa; Chordata; Ceratodontiformes; Protopteridae. Gene Ontology annotation, molecular function: retromer complex binding; phosphatidylinositol phosphate binding. The coding region runs from base 94 to 4305 and encodes 1403 amino acids.